Molecule: messenger RNA, 11292 nt
Organism: Dermochelys coriacea (leatherback sea turtle)
Lineage: Eukaryota; Metazoa; Chordata; Testudines; Dermochelyidae
Exons: 20
Coding region: 35-6034 (1999 amino acids)
Biological process (GO): regulation of transcription by RNA polymerase II
Molecular function (GO): DNA-binding transcription factor activity, RNA polymerase II-specific; RNA polymerase II cis-regulatory region sequence-specific DNA binding
Source: RefSeq, a predicted model, not a curated record
CGGGAGCCCUUUGUGCGUUUGCAGCGGCGGGGCCAUGGCCGGGGCCGGGAGCCCAGCGCGGAGGCGGCUCCAGCCCUGCGGCCCGCGGGGCAGCGCGGAGCCCCCACGAGAGCGUCGGGCCCCUCGGGGAAAAGAGAGAGAAGCAGCCAAAGACGAGGAGCAGCGGCAAAGCCAGGAGCUGCUGAACCAGACGGCAGCCGAGAGGCAGAAGCUGGUCUGGGAGUGGCAGGAGCUGCGAGGGUUUCUGGAGGAGCAGGAGCAGGGGCUGCUGUCCCGGCUGGAAGAGCUAGAGAGAGCCAUUGUCCAGAGAAGGGAUGAGGGCGUCUGCCGGCUGUCCCGGGAGAUUUCCCUGCUCAGUGAGCGGGGAGGAGAGAAGGGGCAGCAGCCGCUGAGCCAACCCCUGCAGGAUGCUGGAAACCCUGGGAGCAGGGAGGACUGGGCGUUUCGGAAGCCAGAUUCAGGGUUUGCGGAGCUGGAGAAGAGACUCAGCCAUUUCUCUCUGAAAAGUGCCGUCCUGAAGCAGGUGCUGCUGGGAUUCAAAGAGACGCUGCGACGGGAGCUGGGGAGCGACACAGGCUGUAGAAUAACAUCUACGGUGAGGGCCAGAUUGCUGCAUCCUCCCAGGAGAGGGAGAAGGGAAAUGGCCAUGGAAGAGCAGGCUCAGGGGCCGGUGACCUUCGAGGAGGUGGCUGUGUAUUUCACUGAAGAAGAGUGGGCUCUGCUGGACACUGCUCAGAGAGCUCUGUACAGAGACGUCAUGCAGGAGACCUAUGAGAAUGUGACCUCGCUGGGGUUUUCAGUUUCCAAACCUGAUGUGAUCUCGCAGCUGGAACAAGGGGAAGAGCCAUGGGUCCCAGACCUCCAGGGCUCUGAGAAAGAAGUGCUCCUGAGAGCUGCCUUCACAGGGAAUGACCUAUGUCUGAAUUCUCUCUGUCUCCUAUCAAGUGAUGGGAUGGUGAGUGAGAAUGAGCAGGAAAAACCCAAGCAGGAAGAUGCUGAGCAAGUAGAACCACGUGGAACAUUAUCAGGAAGAUCCAAAGGGAAUGUUUCCGGGAGUUGUGCACUCCCAGCAAAAGCCUGUGAGACUCAGCAGAGGCCAGAGGAAAAAUUCAGUAGCCACUCAGAUCUUAUUACAUGUGAGAGAAUCAACUUGGAAGAGACACGCUACACAUGCCAUGAGUGUGGGAAAAGCUUAAACCGAAGCUCAGACCUUCUCACACAUUGGAGAACCCACUCUGGAGAGAAACCCUACACAUGCUCUGAGUGUGGGAAAAGCUUUAGUCAGCGCUCAACCCUUAUCACGCAUUGGAGAACCCACACUGGAGAGAAACCCUACACAUGCUCUGAGUGUGGGAAAAGCUUCAGUCGCAGCUCAAACCUUAUCACACAUCAGAGAAUCCACACAGGAGAGACACCCUACACAUGUGCUGAGUGCGGGAAAAGCUUCAAUCAGAGCUCAAACCUUAUCAGACAUCGGAGAAUCCACACAGGAGAGAAGCCCUACACCUGCUCUGAGUGCGGGAAAAGCUUUAGUCAGCACUCACACCUGAUCUUACAUUUUAAGAUCCACACAGGAGAGACGCUCUUCACAUGCUCUGAGUGUGGGAAAAGCUUUAGUCAGCAAUCACACCUCAUCAGACAUCGUAGAAUACAAACAGGAGAGACGCCCUACACGUGCUCUGAGUGCGGGAAAACCUUCAGUCGGAGCUCUAAGUUGAUUAUACAUCGGAGAAUCCACACGGGUGAGAAACCUUAUGGAUGCUCUGAGUGUGGGAAACGCUUCAUUCAGAGCUCAACCCUCAUCAUACAUCAGCGAAUCCACACAAGAGAGAGGCCCUACGUAUGCUCUGAGUGUGGGAAAAGCUUCAAUCGGAGCUCUGACCUGAUUAUACAUCGGAGAAUCCACAUACGUGAGAAAUCUUAUGGAUGCUCUGAGCAUGGGAAACGCUUCAAUCAGAGCUCAACCCUCAUCACACAUCAGCGAAUCCACACAGGAGAGAGGCCCUACACGUGCUCUGAGUGCGGGAAAAGCUUCAAAAACAGCUCACACCUUAUUAGACAUCAGAAAAUCCACAUGAGAGAGAACUGUAACAAAUGCCUUGACUACGGCCCCCGGGGCAGGCUGGGAGUUGUAGUUCCGGACUCUCCCGGGAGCGGAAGUGACGCCCAACAAGGACAAGGGAGGCGGAGGCGGGGCCGGGGCCGGGGCGGACUCGCGCGCGGGGCCGUGGCAGGGUCUCGCGGGGCCGGGGAAGCGGCCGUUGGCGCUCCGGGCAUGCGCAGAUCGCGGGGCGAGACCUUCCUUAACCCCCGCGCGCCCGGCCCGCGCCCGGCCCCCGCUGGAGCCGCCCUGGGGCCGCCCCGGGCUCCGCCCGCCCCGCUGCGGCCUCCAGGCUACAGAAUAAUGUCCACAUUUCGCUCCAGAUCAUCCUGUCCUCCGAGGGGAAAGGAAAUGGCUGCAAUGGAGCUGGCUCAGGGGCCGGUGACUUUCAAGGAGGUGGCUGUGUAUUUCACCAGGGAAGAGGGGGCUCUGCUGGACCCCACUCAGAGAGCCCUCUACAGGGAUGUCAUGCAGGAGAACUAUGAGACGGUGGUCUUGCUGGGGUUUUCAGUUUCAAAACCUAAUGUGAUCUCGCAGCUGGAACGAGGGGAAGAGCCAUGGGUCCCGGACCUCCAGGGCUCUGAGAAAGAAGUGCUCGUGAGAGCUGCCUGCACAGUGAGUGACCUAUGUCUGGAUUCUCUUUGUCUCCCAUCAGGUGAUGGGAUGGUGACUGAGAAUGAGGAGGAGAAACUUCAGCAGAAAGAUGCUGAGCCAGUAGAACCAUAUGGAACGUUAUCAGGAAGAUCCAAAUGGAAUGUUUCUGGGACUUGUGCACUCCCAGAAAAAGCAAAAGCCUGUGAGACUCACCAUAGGCCAGAGGAAAAAUUCAGUAGCCACUCAGACCUUAUUACACACGAGAGAAUCAACUUGCAAGAGACACGCUACACAUGCUGUGAGAGUGUGAAAAGAGAAGAGAGACCUUACAUGUGCUCUGAGUGCAGGAAAAGCUUUAGUCAGAGCUCUGCCCUUAUCACACAUUGGAGAAUCCACACGGGAGAGAAGCCCUACAGCUGCUCGGAGUGCAGGAAAAGCUUUAGUCAGAGCUCUGCCCUUAUCACACAUCGUAGAACCCACACAGGAGAGACACCCUACACUUGCUCUGAGUGCGGGAAAAGCUUCAGUCAGAUCUCUAUGCUGAGCACACAUAGGAGAAUCCACACAGGAGAAACUCCCUACACAUGCUCUGAGUGUGGGAAAAGCUUCAAUCAUAGCUCUUCCCUGAUCACACAUCAGAGAAUCCACACAGGAGAGACGCCCUACACAUGCUCCGAGUGCGGGAGAAGUUUCAAUCAGAGGUCUGCCCUGACCACACAUCAGCGAAUCCACACAGGAGAGACGCCCCACACAUGCUCUGAGUGUGGGAAAAGCUUCAGUCAGAGUGGGAGCCUUAUCAGACAUCAACGAAUCCACACAGGAGAGAAACUCUACACAUGCUCUGAGUGCGGGAAAAGCUUCAAUCAGAGCUCACACCUUAUCACACAUAGACGAAUCCACACAGGUGAGAAACCUUAUGGAUGCUCUGAGUGUGGGAAAUGCUUCAUUCGUAGUUCAGCCCUCAUCUCGCAUCAGAGAAUCCACACAGGAGAGAUGCCCUACACCUGCUCUGAGUGUGGGAAAAGCUUUAGUGGGCACUCUGCCCUUAUCACACAUCGUAGAAUCCACACAGGAGAAAAACUCUACACGUGCUCUGAGUGUGGGAAAAGCUUCAAUCAGAGGUCACACCUUAUCACACACAGAAGAAUCCACACAGGUGAGAAACCUUAUGGAUGCUCUGAGUGUGGGAAAUGCUUCAUUCAUAGUUCAUCCCUCAUGUUACAUCAGAGAAUCCACACAGGAGAGAAGCCCUACACAUGCUCUGAGUGCGGGAAAAGCUUCAAUCGCAGCUCACACCUUAUCACACAUCAGCGAAUCCACACAGGAGAGAGGCCCUACACGUGUUCUGAGUGUGGGAAAAGCUUCAGUCGGAGCUCUACACUUAUUAGACAUCUGCGAAUCCACACCGGCGAGACGCCCUACACGUGCUCUGAGUGCGGGAAAAGCUUCAGUGAAAGCUCAAGCCUUAGUAGACAUCAGAAAAUCCAUAUGAGAGAGAACUGUAAUAAAUGCCUUGACCAGUUCCGGACUCUCCCGGGAGCGGAAGUGGCGCCGGACGGGGGAGGCGGGGCUCGCGCGGCCGGGGAAGCGGCCGUUGGCGCUCCGGGCAUGCGCAGAUCGCGGGGCGAGACCUUCCUUAACCCCCGCGCGCCCGGCCCCCGCUGGAGCCGCCCUGGGGCCGCCCCGGGCUCCGCCCGCCCCGCUGCGGCGCUGCAGCCUCCAGGCUACAGAAUAACAUCCAUGUUUUGCUCCAGAUCAACCCAUCCUCCCAGGGGGAAGGAAAUGGCUGCAAUGGAGCUGGCUCAGGGACUGGUGACUUUUGAGGAGGUGGCUGUGUAUUUCACCAAGGGGGAAGGGGCUCUCCUGGACCCCACUCAGAGAGCCCUCUACAGGGAUGUCAUGCAGGAGAACUAUGAGACGGUGGUCUUGCUGGGGUUUCCAAUUUCCAAACCUGGUGUGAUCUCGCAGCUGGAACGAGGGGAAGAGCCGUGGCUCCCGGACCUCCAGGGCUCUGAGAAAGAAGUGCUCCCGAGAGCUGCCUGCGCAGGGAGUGACCUAUGUCCGGAUUCUCUCCAUCUCCCAUCAGGUGAUGGGAUGGUGCGUGAGAAUGAGGAGGAGACACCCCAGCAGGAAGAUGCUGAGCAAGCAGAACCACAUGGAACAUUAUCAGGAACAUCCAAAGGGAAUGAUUCCAGGAGUUGUGCACUCCCAGAAAAAGAGAGAGCGUGUGAGACUGAGCAGAGGCCAGAGGAAAACUUCAGUAGCCACUCAGACCUUAUUACAUGUGAGAGAAUCAACUUGGAAGAGACACGCUACACAUGCCAUGAGAUUGGGAAAAGCUUUAAUCGGAGCUCAAACCUUCUCACACAUCAGAGAAUCCACACGGAAGAGAAACCCUACACAUGCUCUGACUGUGGGAAAAGCUUUAGUCGGCAUUCACACCUUAUCACGCAUCAGAGAAUCCACACAGGAGAGAGGCCCUACACAUGCUCUGAGUGUGGGAAAAGCUUCAGUCAGAGCUCGACCCUUAUCACACAUCGUAGAAUCCACACAGGAGAGACGCGCUACAUGUGCUAUGAGUGCGGGAAAAGAUUCAAUCAGUUGGCUGCCCUGAUCACACAUCAGAGAAUCCACAGAGGAGAGAUGCCCUACACGUGCUCUGAGUGUGGGAAAGACUUCAAUUACAGCUCUGCCCUGAUCACACAUCAGCGAAUCCACACAGGAGAGAGGCCUUACACAUGCUCUGAGUGUGGGAAAAGUUUCAAUCGGAGCUCUAACCUUAUUUCACAUAAGAGAAUCCAUACAGGAGAGAAGCCUUACAGGUGCUCUGAGUGUGGGAAAAGCUUCAAUCAGAGCUCGACCCUUAUCGUACAUCGUAGAAUCCACACAGGAGAGACGCCCUACACAUGCUCUGAGUGUGGGAAAAGUUUCAAUCAGAGCUCGACCCUUAUCACACAUCGUAGAAUCCACACAGGGGAGAUGCCCUACACAUGCUCUGAGUGCGGGAAAACCUUCAAUCAGAGGUCUGCCCUGAUCACACAUCAAAGAAUCCACACAGGAGAGAUGCCCUACACAUGCUCUGAGUGUGGGAAGAGCUUCAGUCGCAGUUCUGCCCUGAUCACACAUCAGCGACUCCACACAGGAGAGAGGCCUUACACGUGCUCCGAGUGUGGGAAAAGCUUCAAUCAGAGCUCAAACCUUAUCUCGCAUCAGAGAAUCCACACAGGAGAGAAGCCCUACACAUGCUCUGAGUGUGGGAAAAGCUUCAAAAAUAGCUCACACCUUAUUAGACAUCAGAAAAUACACAGGAGACAGAACUGUAACAAAUGCCUUGAUUAGGGCUGGGCAAAGAUUAUUUUUUUAAAUCACAUUUUCUAAUUCUCAUAGUGAUCUGUGCACCAUCUUCACCAUGGUCUCUUAGCUUCCCCAGAUCAAUUGCCUGCUUCUGCCUUUUGCAACUCACCCUUCUUUGGGAUCAGUCCUGUGAUCUUUUCUAUCAACUCCUUUCCUUUUGAGUUGUAGGAGUGUGUAUCCCUCCAGCCUGGAAUGUUCAUCAGCUCCCGGAAGGAGAGAGAGAUUUGAUUCACAACUAUGUACACUGAGAUAAUGUAUGCUGUGCCUUACAUCCACUAGGACUGUAUAUGGCUGCUCAAGUGAGUGAUCUUGAUGUAAAAAGACAAUUACAGUUGUAGUGCCGAUGCAGUCCAGGUGUAGUGGUUGGCAUUAGGUUUCCCCUUGACCUGACUAAAUUCCAUCACUUUUCCUAGUCUUUAAACAAACCCUGUGCAUCACGGUUAUACCGUUCCCCCAUUUCAAAGAAAUUGUUACUCAUAGAGUUUCCUCUUCGGUAACAAAUGGUUUCAUUCCCAGUUGCUGUGUUGUUGCUUCAGGUUGUGUUAGAGAGCAGAUAUUUUUACUACCAUUUUCCUUCCUUAAAAUAUAUUGAACUAUAAAAAAGAGCAGGGAUAGGGAAAAAUGUCAUUUCCCCUCUGUAACAACAGAAGAAGAUAGGGUAAAUCCGAGGGAUUCCCUUAUUCCCAAUCACCAUCCCAACCCUCCCGUUGUUUAAUUGGUUAUGUCAGUAUUUUUUCUAAAGGGCUGUGAAGAGGAUUCCCUAGUAAAUCAUAGAAUAUCAGGGUUGGAAGGCACCUCAGGAGGUCAUCUAGUCCAACUCCCUGCUCAAAGGAGGACCAAAUGAUUUGGAACUAAGCAAAAUACCAAUGCAUGUGGCUCCUAAAGCAGUUGUGGCCCAGGCCCUGCAGGAGGUUGCUCCUGAAGAUCUCUCCUUCCUGAUCAGGUGCAUGUUGCCUAUUAUUUGGGAAAUGCAAUCCCUAUCUAGGUAGGGAUGGGAAAAAUGGAAGUGACAUUUCUCUUCAGCUCACCCCUGGGAGAUGCUGCAAAUGUGUAGAAAAUGAAAUCCAUGUUGAAUGUGAUAUAGCUGCAGAAAGACACCUAUUUUUAAUAGAUACCUGACAUUUGCUGUCUUACAAGGAAUCUGAGCAGCACCUAAAUGAAAUCUGUACCACCAGAUUAAAGAAAUAAAAGGCAUAUUUGCGGGAGUUAUUCCUUACUAUCGCUACUGAUUAUGUUGUGUGGGUGGUGAAGAAUUCUACUCCAGAGAAGUCUAAAAUUACUCCAAGUAAGGUCAAAGCUAUGAUAACCUGUGGCCCAGGUAAAGUAUUUUAGGUCCCUGCUCCCUUGUUAAGUGGCACUGAUCACACUCCUAAAGGAUGUCAUGAUUACAUUGGGCACAACUGUCUUUUACCAUUUGGAUCCAAAGUUUCAUGAAGCAGAGAGAGAAAAACAGCUGAUUCCUUCAGAGCCAUUCCAUGUCUAUGCGUCCCAAUCUGGCUGCCUUGUUGGACAAGAAGCCCUUCUGUGCUGGGCAAAUGAUGGUAGCCAAUGAGGGAAUGUAUCAGAUUCCAAAUUCAGACUGUAGGAUACGUGAAUGCUAAGUCCAGAGUCUGUGGUUUGGUCUCUUAGUUUUGCUAUUAAGUCUAAUGCAUUUGUAUCACUUCUUCUCCUGCUGCUAGUUUGAAAGAUUAGAAAGCGUGAAAAUAGAUCACAGGUGGUUUUUCAUGAUGCAGCCUUCCCACAUAGUGUGAGACCCCUUCCACCCACACUUCUGGGAGAAGACCCAGGGAGAAAUGAACUCUCAGAAAUGGAAGGCUCCUAGCUUAUGGUAGAAUGUGACUUCACACAAAGCUCACUGGGUGGAAAUGGGAAUCAAGAGAAAACUGCCCUGUAAAUUUAUAUUUUGUAAUCUUUGAAUAAGUUACCAGCAGCAAUGAAAUUAAACAUGAAGUUAAUGAGUGUAAUAUAAGAGGCUGAUCAUGUAAUAACUUGCAGUGUUACAAUAGAAUUUAGGUUUUCUUCUAGUUCUCUCCCUGCCCCCUCCUACUACAUAGAAAAUGGUGGCUAAUCCUGAAAUUAAAGCCUCACUCCAAAGGAAUUAGAGUGGGGGAAUAUGUUAAAUAGUAUGUACAAGAAUAGAUACCCAGUACAGAUGGUAAUUAUUUCUAUUUAAAAUGGAAUUUAUUAUGAUAAAUUUUAAAAUAAAUCUUCCCUUAAGAGGAAAAUUACUUGAAACAAGAUAUGUAGCAUUUUACCCAGUUAGAGGGUAAAAGCCACAGAGUUUUAGAGAUCUCUUGUUUGGAAAGCAAAGAUGUCACAUCAGGCAGGAGAUGUCAAAAUCUAAAAUGGUGAUGGAUGUGUGAUGGUAGCUUUUCUGAGUUAUUUUUUUGGUUUGUUUUUUUAAUUUAAUUUUAAUUUUGCAACCAGUUACUUUUAUAGGUGCUGAGGACCCUUUUCCUUUUGAGAACAGCUAUUUAACCAUCAGGCCUGGAUCUGUAAACCUCCCCAAAACUGGCCUUGUGUUUCUUUCAGUUUUGAUAUCUUUGGUGUUCACACAUCCACAUUACAUGUGGCUCACAGAAACAGAUACUUUGAGAAACCUGCUGGGUUAAGCAGGCCUUUUCCAAAACAACAUUGGCCCAAAGUCUGCCUCAAUUCAGCUGGAUUGGGACAUGUCUGUAUCAAAGGAGUGGUUCACACCUGAUUUGCCUAGAGACCUUGGGGGAGGUGUGGUAAGAUAGGGUAAGUAGGAAUCAACACCAAAAAAGUUAAAUGUAAGGGUGAAAGACCUUCACCUUGCAGAUCAACAUGCCUGUUCUUUUCAUUCCCUCUGAAGCAUCUGGUACUGGUCACUCUCAGGCAGCACACUGGGCUAGAUGGACCAUUGGUCUGACUCAGUAUGUCCAGCCUUGUGUUCUUAUGUAAGCCUUGUAGGACCUUGUCUACACUGGCAAGUUUCUGCGAAGUAAAGCAGCUUUCUGUGGUGUAACUCCUGAGGUGUACACACUGCCAAGCCACUGAGUGCGCAGAAACUGCAAUUGCAGCUCUGUUUUUUAAAAAAAAAAAAAAAAGCCACCCCGACGAGAGGCGUAGAGCUUUCUGUUCCAGAACUACAGCGCCGCGGUGCAAGUGUAGACACCCUGGUCGAUUACAGCGCUGCGAUUGACCUCCGGGAGGUGUCCCACAAUCCCUGUUCUCGCCUCUCUGGUCAUCGGUUUGAACUCUACUGCACUGACCGCAGACUACCAACUGUGAACCCCACCCCUUAAAUUCCCUGGGAAUUUUGAAAGUCCCCUUCCUGUUUGCUUGGUUACACAUGCAGUGGUCUCAGCGCAUCUUUCCAGGUGACCUUGCUUGGAGUAAUGCUGAGCUGCUGGACCUCAUCAGCAUUUGGGGAGAGGAGGCUGUCCACUUCCAGCUGUGCUCUAGCCGUAGGAAUUAUACCUAUAGAAAGAUUUCACAAUGAGAGAAAGGGGCCAUGACCAGGACACACCGCAAUGCAGAGUCAAAGUGAAGGAGCUGUGGAACGCCUAUUCCUUGGCAUGGGAGGCAAACCGCCGCUCCAGUGCUGCACCCAUGAGCUCCUGGUUCUACAAAGAGCUGGAUGUGAUAAUCAGUGGUGACCCCACCUCCACUGUGAAGGCCACUGUGGAUACUUCAGUGGCUCACAUGCCAGUCGAUAGCGGACUGAGCCAGGAGGAGGAAAUCUUGGAUAAGGAUGUGGAGGCGGAGGGAUCCCCAGAGGCAGAGGAUGAGUCAGAGGUUAGAGAUGCAUGCAGCCAGGAGUUCUUCUCUACCCCAGAGGAGGAUAGCCAGUCACAGCUGUCAGAGUUUGGCAAAGCACAAACAGGAGAGGAGGCCCCUGGUAAGUGGCUUUGAUCUUGGGAAUCACUUGAAGUGAGUUCUUGGGAGCAGGAGGGUUGCAGAAAGCAGGCUUGUGUCUGUAUGAUGUGCGUACCACCGCAUGCCCAGUCUGAGUGGCGGAACAGGGUGAUAAUUGACUCCCUCACUUUAUGGGAAUCUGCACCAGAGAUCUCCAUGAAACUCUCAUGGAGAUACAGGGCAAUCCGCUGCUGCAGGUUCUUUGGCAGAGCUGCUUUGUUUCUUGCCCCAUUAAGGGUAACUUUCCUGCAGUACUCUGCCAGCAUGGGAGGAGUGGGGCGACCAUUGCCGCACAUAGGCGGGCCACAUAAGAAACAGGCUGUACGCCACAGUCUUGGAGAAGACUCUUGAUUCUCUGCUCACCCUCAGCAGAGAGGUAUCUUCCAUAAUGAACACAGCGUGUGGAAAAUGUGGGCACAGGAAUGAUUGUAAGGCCCCUCCCUACAGUGCUGUCUCUCCCCAAGAGCCACGUGCCCAGUGUACAGUACGGUCCUGGAACAGUGAUUUUUCCCUGCCCCUGCUGUUACCAUUUUGGGGGUCUUGUGGCUCAUAUGUGCUUGCCUGGGUUAGCCAGUUAGUGACAGGUGUGUGAAUAGUGGCUAUGUUUUAAAUCACUGCAUCAGUGGUCUCUGUGUUGCAAACAAUACUGCUUCUGUAAAAUGUUGCAUUUUGGCUUCACAGAUACGCCCUUGGGAGCCCAGCCUCCCUCUUUGUUAUCGCCGGCUGAAUGGCUGCUGAGAAUUAGAAAGUGGCCAUGAAGAACUAAAGAGAACUUUCUGCAUGAGGUAAUGAUGCACUCUGUGGCCGAAAAACAAGAAUUAAAAGAGUGAGCGGACAGCGAGAAGAGGGACCAAAAGGAGAACGGUGCGCCAGAACGAAGCCAUGGAGCGGCUCUUAAACCUUAUGGAGUCCAAAGCGGUCAUGCUCCAGGCACUACCAGCACUGCAAACCGAGGAGCUCUGUGACUGCCCUCCCAUGCAUCCACUGUCGCAAAACUCUUUCCCGUGCCUCCCCCAGACAACACCAACACACUCUUAUUAACCUUCUGGCUCCAGUCUGUACCCGCUGUAUUCCACUCCUGCCUCACCACAGUCCAGCCCUGCAGAUGUUCAGUACCCAGUGCACUCAACACCCAUCCCUUUGUAGUUUUAUUCCUGAUGAAGUACAGUACCCACUGCAUUGUAUUCCAAAGUAUAAGGUUGCAUAGGAUACCUGGGCAUACACAAAUCUUUAACCUUCCCUGGACCCCACCUCCUCAUGGGAUCUCUUUUCCCCAUCACCCACAGCGCUGAUGUGGUGGUGUUGUUUUUCCCUCUCCUGCGGUGGUUGUUUUUUAAUAAAAGAAUACUUUUGGUUUGAAA